ACCUCCGUUCCCCCCGCAAAAACCUCAUCACAAAGUUAAAAAACCGCCCCGACUUACCAUACCCAUUUCCCCCAAUUCUAGAGUCGAUGAACAAGAACAAGCGACAGGCUUACGGAGUCUUCGAGAACGCCGGUCACCAGCACUCGGCCGAGUCUUGGGGUACCGGUCGUGCCGUCGCCCGUAUCCCCCGUAUCGCCGGUAGCGGUACCGCCAGGGCCGGACAGGGAGCUUUCGGAAACAUGUGCAGGGGAGGAAGGAUGUUCGCUCCUACCAAGACUUUCAGGAAGUGGCACGUCAAGAUCAACCAAAACCAGCGACGAUACGCCGUCGCCUCGGCUUUGGCUGCUUCCGCCCUUCCCUCUUUGGUCCUCGCCCGUGGUCACCGAGUCGAGCAGAUCCAGGAGGUUCCUCUCGUCCUCGCCGACUCUGCCGAGUCGCUGAAGAAGACCAAGGAGGCCGUUGAGCUCUUGAAGACCGUCAAGGCCUACUCGGACAUUGUCAAGGUCUCCAACUCGAGGAAGAUCAGGGCUGGAAAGGGAAAGAUGAGGAACAGGAGGCACAGGCAGAGGAGGGGUCCUUUGGUCGUUUACAAGAACGACGAGGGUAUCGUCAAGGCCCUCAGGAACAUUCCUGGUGUCGAGACCUGCCCCGUCUCGGCCUUGAACUUGUUGCAGUUGGCCCCCGGUGGUCACGUCGGCAGGUUCGUCAUCUGGACCGAGGGUGCCUUCGGUGCCUUGGACGAGGUUUACGCCGCCAAGUCUGGUUACGAGCUCCCCACCGCCAAGAUUUCGUCUUCCGACGUUACCCGACUCAUCAACUCUGACGAAAUCCAGUCGAUCGUCCGAGCUGGUGGUGCCCCCACCCAGAAGAGGCCCUUCACCCAGAAGAAGAACCCUCUCAAGAACAAGGCCGUCUUGUUCAGGCUCAACCCUUACGCCAAGACUCUUCGUCGUCAAGAGCUGUUGAGGUCCGAGAAGAAGGGUUCCGUCAAGAAGUCGACUCCCGGCAAGGUCGCCGGUGCCGAGUUCUUGAAGACCUUGCACGCUGCCUGAGCGGGUCGAUGAGGUGGACGAGGAAGAUCACGGUGCGAUGAGGGAGUAAUCAUCCAACUCGUAUCGGGUCGGGUCCGUCCGCUCGUCGGUUCUUUGCUUUGGCGUGGCUUGUGUUUUCUUAUGUGUAUGGUCGGAAUAGUCCUAUGAGAAUGACAUCCCGCCGCACGAACCAAUUGAAGCAGUGUCUGGUCUGGAUCUCUUGUUGCAGUUCACGCAUGCCGGAGUGAAUAGCUCGUGAUUGACCUUGCUGUCCACCGGUCGAGGCGUUUACGCGUCCGAG
Messenger RNA from Filobasidium floriforme, 1332 nucleotides. Its product is annotated as ribosomal protein L4 domain-containing protein. Gene Ontology annotation, cellular component: cytosolic large ribosomal subunit; ribosome. Gene Ontology annotation, molecular function: structural constituent of ribosome; RNA binding. The record is from RefSeq and is a predicted model, not a curated record. NCBI's taxonomy places the organism in Eukaryota, Fungi, Basidiomycota, Tremellomycetes, Filobasidiales, Filobasidiaceae. The transcript is spliced from 4 exons. Gene Ontology annotation, biological process: translation. The coding region runs from base 87 to 1052 and encodes 321 amino acids.